AUUCAAUACUCAGAAAAAUGAAAAGUCACACAUCAAACAAUUUCCCUCUUGUUCUGGGUUUAGCAAGGGUUUUUCUUUAUUAUAAAAUCCCCCAAAUUCAGCCAUGGGAGCAGCUUUAUCUUCAUCUCAAAACCCUAGCCCCACUACACCCAAUUCUCCCGCUGCUCCAAACAUGUCCUCAUCUCCCUCAAUUCCGCAAAACCCAGAUCCCAAUUCUUCCGAAAGUCAAAACCCAGAUCCCAAAAUCCUUGAAGAUCAAACCCCAGAAAUCUCUGAUCAACCCAGCAAUCUAGAUGAAAAGGAGAGAGAGAAUGGCGGAGAAGAAGAAGAGGAAGAAGAAGGGGAGUGUGGGUUUUGCUUGUUCAUGAAAGGGGGAGGUUGUAAGGAUGAGUUUGUAGCUUGGGAGAAGUGUGUAGAAGAUGCGGAGAAGAAUCAGGAAGAUAUUGUUGAGAAAUGCUUUGAAGUUACUGGGAAUUUGAAGAAUUGUAUGAUAGCUCAUUCGGAUUAUUAUGAACCUAUUUUGAGGGCGGAGAAAGCGGCUGAGGAGGAGGUUAAGCAAGAAAUGGACCGUGAGGCGGCGGCGAAGAGCGACGAGCAAGGUUCCGAUUCGAAGGCGGUCGAGGGGAGAGCAGAGAUUGAGGUUCAGAAGGAGAAUUAGUGUUAGAGGUUUUGCUAAUUUUUUGGUAGCCAAAAUUGGGAAUUUUGUUUCUAAUUACAAUGGAGGAAAGCAAUUUCUGUUAUAGAGGUAAAUUAAGUUAAAAUUUAAGAAAUUGUGCGUUAUACAAUCACGUGGCAUCAAAUAUUUCUACUUUGUAGAGUUUGAUUUGGUGCUAAAUUAAUAAUUUUGACAUGUGAAGAAGAAUACAUUUUGAUGUCCAGUUUUGUGGACAGUGAUUAUUCAUGAAACUACUGCGAAAAUUGAUGUAUAUGGCGGAUUGCCCGCCUCUUUUUAUUUGGAUUAGUUGAAAUUCUGUGUUUUGAUGCAA
Messenger RNA from Chenopodium quinoa (quinoa), 986 nucleotides. RefSeq lists its product as uncharacterized. The transcript has a single exon. The coding region runs from base 104 to 658 and encodes 184 amino acids. Lineage: Eukaryota; Viridiplantae; Streptophyta; Magnoliopsida; Caryophyllales; Amaranthaceae. The record is from RefSeq and is a predicted model, not a curated record.